This is a messenger RNA of Salarias fasciatus (jewelled blenny), 2868 nucleotides long. RefSeq names its product potassium voltage-gated channel subfamily Q member 4 (gene kcnq4). NCBI's taxonomy places the organism in Eukaryota, Metazoa, Chordata, Actinopteri, Blenniiformes, Blenniidae. Gene Ontology annotation, molecular function: voltage-gated potassium channel activity. Gene Ontology annotation, biological process: potassium ion transmembrane transport. The record is from RefSeq and is a predicted model, not a curated record. Gene Ontology annotation, cellular component: voltage-gated potassium channel complex; membrane. The transcript has 15 exons. Bases 403 to 2508 code for a protein of 701 amino acids.
CAGGUAGUUAUUCAGCAGCUCGGUUUCUCGGUUUCCUUGCAGUUGUUUUCACGAGUAAACAUCGACGUGCAUCCAGAUGAUUAACCUACUUCUUUACACCUGUCCCUAAACAAUGAUCGCUGAAGGUCACGUCUCAGAGCGACGCACUUCUCCCACCGCGGCGCAUCUCGUCUCCUGCGACCGUCGCUUGAUUUUGCAGAAACUUCUUCAACAUUUCAGCCAAGACUGCGCGAAAGCAGCGGGAGUUUUAGAGGUUGACUACUUUUUCAAGUCGAGAUCAAGCCGCACUAUGAGGUCCAAACUUUGCGCCGCGCUCCUGCGAGUGGUCCAGUGAAGAAGGAGCAGAAGAAGAAGAGAGAAGAAAGAAGAAAGUGUGAAAUCAUAUGUAGUUCACUCGCGAGGAUGUUAGGGAGUCCGUCAAACAACGGCGGCAUCAGAAUGCUCGUGCCCCCGGCUCCGAGCGACGACAGGCGGGUGGAGUUCGUGGCUCUCACCGCCGUCCACACGGAGCGGAGCGAGCCGUCCACGCCGGAGCGCGGACACCCGUCCCACCGCACGGGGCUGCUGGGCACCCCGCUGCCCGGGCCGCCCGGACCCCGGGCCAACGCGUCCGCGUCCAGCAAGCGCUUCAGAAAGUUGCAGAACUGCCUGUACAACGUGCUGGAGAGACCGAGAGGAUGGGCGUUCAUCUACCAUGCCUUCAUUUUCCUGCUGGUCUUCAGCUGCUUGGUGUUGUCAGUCUUCUCCACCAUUCCCGACCACCAGAAGGUUUCCAACCAAGGCCUCUUCAUCCUGGAGUUUGUCAUGAUCGUGGUGUUUGGGACGGAGUACUUCGUGCGGAUCUGGGCGGCUGGCUGCUGCUGCAGAUACCGCGGAUGGCAGGGACGGCUGAGAUUCGCCAGGAAGCCCUUCUGUGUUAUAGACUUCAUCGUCUUCGUGGCGUCGCUGGCGGUGAUCGCUGCGGGCACGCAGGGCAACAUCUUCGCGACGUCCGCCCUUCGCAGCAUGCGCUUCCUGCAGAUUCUGCGCAUGGUUCGUAUGGACCGGCGGGGAGGCACGUGGAAACUACUGGGCUCAGUAGUUUAUGCUCACAGCAAGGAGCUCAUUACUGCCUGGUACAUCGGCUUCCUGGUGCUGAUCUUUGCCUCCUUCCUGGUCUACCUGGCAGAGAAAGACGUCAACUCAGACUUCAGCACCUAUGCAGACUCCCUCUGGUGGGGAACUAUAACGCUGACCACCAUUGGUUAUGGGGACAAGACCCCUCGUACGUGGCAGGGACGGCUCCUGGCUGCCGGCUUCGCUCUCCUGGGGGUUUCCUUCUUUGCCCUCCCGGCUGGAAUUUUGGGGUCAGGUUUUGCCUUGAAGGUUCAAGAGCAGCACAGACAGAAGCACUUUGAGAAGAGGAGGAUGCCUGCUGCGAACCUGAUACAGGCUGCGUGGCGUCUCUACUCCACUGACGCCAAACACUCCUACCUAACAGCUACAUGGUACUUCUAUGACAGCAUGUUGCCUUCGUUCAGAGAACUGACGCUACUGUUCAGUCACCUCCAGCGACAGCGUAACACCAAGAAGGUUCUCCACAACUCCUACCACACGCUGCUGUCAGGGCUGCGGCCCUACAGCUCCCCCUACCUGUCGGGGGACAGUCAACUCCUUUCUAAAAAGCGGGGUCUCUUCCGGAUUCAUGCUGGCCGCAAGCAGAGCAGUAAAAUGGGCUUCCGGGAUCGGAUUAGGAUGAACAACUCCCGUUCGUCCCAAACCAUCCGGAACAAGGCGUCGCCGCUGCCCCCCGGCUCCGGCGUCCGCCGCUCCCCCAGCCAGGAGAACGUCCCCGAGGCCAUCAGCCCGGGGAAGGUCCAGAAGAGCUGGAGCUUCAACGACCGCACACGCUUCCGCACCUCCCUCCGCCUCAAGCCCCGGCCGCCGGCCGACGUGGACGGAGUCGGGGAGGACAGCGUGGAAGACAAACCUUAUUGUGACGUGGCCAUGGAGGAAGUCAUCCCUGCAGUGAAGACGUUAAUACGAGCUGUCAGGAUCUUGAAAUUUCUUGUGGCCAAGAGGAAGUUUAAAGAGACGCUGCGUCCGUAUGACGUCAAAGACGUCAUCGAGCAGUACUCCGCUGGUCACCUGGACAUGCUGGGCCGCAUCAAGAGCCUGCAGAUGAGGGUGGACCAGAUAAUCGGGCGAGGAGCCGUUCAGUCGGAUAAAAAGACGCGUCCUGAAAAGGGAGAGAAGACUCCACCAGAACUGGACCCGCUGGACGAGCUCAGCAUGAUGGGACGUGUGGUUAAGGUGGAGAAACAGGUACAGUCCAUAGAGAACAAGCUGGACCUCCUGCUCAACUUCUACUCCCAGUGCCUGAAGAAAGGCUCUUCCCACUUCACCCUGUCCUCCCUCCUGGACCCCGACCUGACGUCUGACUACCAGAGCCCCACGGACCAAAGAGACCUCUUCCCCUCCGCCAACACGCUCAACAUCUCCCAGUCUGAGAGCGGCAACCUGGAAUGACAGUGAGCCGACUGCUCCGGCAGACGCAGACCCUUUACAGAACGUCUUCCCGCGGCUGAGUCCUCGCCCGGCAGCCACGGCGUCCUCACUUCAUUUCUUCUUUCGGUCUGCCGUCACCUGUUCCUCCCCGUCUCCUGAAAUGAAUGUUUCCAGCGUCGAUACCGAUGGAGGCCAGCAGAUGGCGCCACCUGAUAAGGACCCUGGGAAAGCUGCUCACCGCACAUGCCUCUCAACACCCCAGAUGAGGACAGACACUUCAACGACCUUUACUUGACUACUGACCCACUCCCACUGAUCUAACACUAUAUAUCUAUGUCUACUUUAAUGCUUCACUUGUAGAUAAUCAGACUGCAUUGAUGU